Messenger RNA from Colletotrichum acutatum, 1025 nucleotides. RefSeq names its product enolase-phosphatase E1. Bases 160 to 885 code for a protein of 241 amino acids. Gene Ontology annotation, molecular function: magnesium ion binding; acireductone synthase activity. NCBI's taxonomy places the organism in Eukaryota, Fungi, Ascomycota, Sordariomycetes, Glomerellales, Glomerellaceae. The transcript is spliced from 3 exons. The record is from RefSeq and is a predicted model, not a curated record.
CGCAAAGAGGAAAAAAAAAAGUCUGAUCGCGCGUCGCGCCCCCAAGUCUCACCGUCUCGACGUGUCACUCCGGGAAUUGAACUUUUUCUCUUCCUGCUGCCUCACCUUGUCACGACAACCCACAAUAUCAAGUUUCUCUCUCUAUAGACAGCUCACACAAUGGCCCACAACCUCGGCGUUAUUAGUGUCGUAUUGCUCGAUAUCGAAGGAACCGUUUGUCCCAUAUCCUUCGUCAAAGAUGUGCUGUACCCGUAUGCCGUCGAUGCCCUUCCGGCUACCCUAGACAAGCAGUGGGACAAUCCCGAGUUUGCAGUCUACCGUAAUGCGUUCCCUGAGGACUGCGUGUCCGAUCGAUCAGUCUUCGAGGCGCACUUCCGCGACCUUGUCAAACGCGAUGUCAAGGCAUCGUACCUCAAGGCCCUCCAGGGCUACCUCUGGAAAGAGGGCUACAAGUCAGGUGAAAUUAAGGCGCCUCUCUUUCCGGAUGUCGCUGAACGUCUUUUGUCCUGGAAGGACGCCGGCCUACGCCUCGUCAUCUACUCCUCUGGCUCUGUUCCCGCCCAGAAGCUCUUCUUUGGCUACACAGAUGCUCAGCCGGCGGACUUGACGCCCCUCAUCUCGGGCUGGUUCGACACGGUCAACGCCGGCCUCAAGACUGAGCCCGGCAGUUAUGCCUCCAUCCUAUCAAGCUUUGCCGACACCAAGCCUGAGGAAUGGCUCUUCCUCAGUGACAACCCCAACGAAGUCACAGCCGCAAUCAAGGCCGGAAUGCACAGCAUUCCCGUCGUCCGCCCCGGCAACGCUCCACUCCCGGAUGACCUGAGCCCAACGUUGCAGCCGAUCAGAGACUUCAACGAACUCAAGGGCCUUGGAUCAAAACACUGAUACGCGACUAAUUUGACUUGCGGGGUACCCGACGACGAAUGUUCCUCCUAGACUUUGGUAGCGCUAUUGGAGACAAACCGGCAUGGAAACGCCUCGAAUACAGUCUGCAUCCGGUGAACACCAUCUUCAGCUUUCCCAUC